AUGAUUAAUUUUUACAAAUGUUUUAAAGUUAAAGUUUUACACAUGAAAUACGUAAAGGAACGUUUGAGACUCUCGCGAAAUUUUUUGAUAUUUGAAAUAGAUGGGAGGAGUAGCAAUAAGUCAGACGUUGAAAAAAACGAUGCGGAAAUCACAAAGAAAAAAGAAGAAAAAGUUAUACAUUCAUUUUGUUCAUUUCAAAGUCGCGUAGGACCUCCCGAAUAUAGAAAAUGGCGACGAAUACAUGGAUUGCAGCUUCCCCUUCAUCCUCAGCAAAUAGCAGGUUGGAUCAUUCUCGUAGCGAUAGGAGCCACGACUUUUUUUGUACUCAUACCUGCAUUGCGUCCCUUCUUUCGCGAGGGCCUCUACAUUUUGUUGGGAACUCUUUUUCUCCUUCACAUUUUAUCUCAUCUCACGGCUUUACUCUUGGAUCCUGCUGAUCCCGAACUACGAUCUCUCAAAAUCAAAUUUACGAUACCGGAAUUCGAUCGUUCUAAACAUGCACACGUUAUUGAAAACGGUCGGUGUCACUUGUGUAAUAUUAAAACGUCAAGUUCUAAAACAAAACAUUGUAGUGUUUGUAAUAAAUGCAUCGAUCAUUUCGAUCAUCAUUGCAAAUGGUUGAAUCAUUGUAUCGGUAAAAGAAAUUACGUGCCAUUUCUUAUUUGCGUGAUUUCAGCGGUUGUCGCAUCAUUGGUCAUUGUCGGAGUAUCCGUUUUAGAAGUAGUUUACUACCAUAUUGAUCCAGAACUGUUGGGAUUUUGGUCGCACGGUACAAAUAAUAAUAAUAAUAAUAAUAGUAUUUACCCGUUUUUACCUAAUUUCGUUUUUUUAGGAGUGAUUAUAAUUUUAGGAAUAAUAUCAGCGACUAUAGCUGGAUUGUUGCUUCAUUUGUGCCUUUUUCAUUGUUAUAUAUCUAUAUUAGGUAUCAGCACUUACGAAUACAUUCGAAAUUAUCGUAAUGAAGGUAGUGAAAGUUCUCAUCGAAAUAUAGUCAUUUUCAAUUGCUUUCGUAAAAAAAAAAAAGAAGUUAUGUCUAAUCAAUUAGACGGCAUACAAAAAACCAAUGACGGGACUUUGUGCGGAAUAAAAAAGUGCUCGCGUUACAAUUGUUCUUAUUGUUCCAACGGUAAGGAAAAAAAUUGUUGCAUACGAACAAAACUCUGUUUUACAAGGACGAAAUAUUUUCUUAAAAAUGGAGAAACGGGUCCGCCAAAACCGUUAAGUCGCCAAAAUACAGAUCCUGAAUUCAUCGAUAAAGUUAUUAAACCUUUUUUAAUAACGCUCAACGACGAAAGAACCACGGAAAUAGAAUCCGACGAAUCGAAAUUUAUGUGUUCACGUUUUUAUUCGGUUAAUGAAAAAACUCAGGCUGAAACUUGUAAAUGUGAAAAUGAAAAGGAUUGUGUUCAUUUGAAAAAAAAAACAUCGAAAGAAAAUGAAAACGAAGAAAUUAAAAAAAAAACUACUAAUAAAACUAUACUUUAUUCGGUGAAUUUGCAUUCGUGGUUUUCGAAAGUUUUAAAUGGACGACCGGGUGUUGAAAAUACUACUACGAAAGUUAAAAACAAUCAAAUUCAACCGAGCAUCGCCGAAGAAUUAAAUAGAUAUUCCAAUGAUGAUGACGAUGAUGAAAACGCCAUUAAAAAUUACUCCGAUCACGUCGAUCUCAAAUCUUUUAUGACAAUAAAAAAUAAAGUUUUGCCCGAAUUGAACGAAUCCGUCGUUGGAAAAUUGAAAAAUUCCGUUGAUGUAAAAAAAUUAAAUAGCUCGUUAGAAUUAAGAGAAAGGCCGGAAUCCGAAUUCGCGAUUCAAGUGAGCAUGAAAUCGGCCAAUUAUAGAAAAAUACGAAAGAAAAACGUUUUGAAAAAAUCGCGAUCCCCUAUACUUUCUCCCAUUCGAGAAUCGGGUUUAUCGAAUCCGGGUUCCCCACGGGAAAAUUUUAUUUUGCCGCAAUCUCCCGUUUUUUACCGGCCACCCUCACCCGAAACAUCCAUGAUUUUUCUAUCGAAUCCAAAUUCUUCGUCAUCGUCCUCGUCCUCAUCAUCUUUUUCUUCUUCGGAUGAUGAUGACGACGACGACGAUGAAGUUGUCGUACAUUCAAAUCCAAUGAUAAACAGACAUUAUAAAAGCGAAGAAAUCCUUCAAACUCCUCAACUUCCUAGAAAAAUUUAUUCCUCUAAUAUGCCGGAUGAUGAACAGCAAAUAUUUGUUUUGAAACCGUCUAAAGUUAAAUCUAAAAAAUGGAUUGAUGUUAAAAUUAAAAAUUAA
This is a messenger RNA of Pediculus humanus corporis (human body louse), 2268 nucleotides long. RefSeq names its product zinc finger protein DHHC domain containing protein, putative. NCBI's taxonomy places the organism in Eukaryota, Metazoa, Arthropoda, Insecta, Psocodea, Pediculidae. The record is from RefSeq and is a predicted model, not a curated record. Gene Ontology annotation, molecular function: protein-cysteine S-palmitoyltransferase activity. Gene Ontology annotation, biological process: peptidyl-L-cysteine S-palmitoylation; protein targeting to membrane. Gene Ontology annotation, cellular component: endoplasmic reticulum; Golgi apparatus. The transcript has 2 exons. Bases 1 to 2268 code for a protein of 755 amino acids.